CUUCUGGCAGGAAUCAGGCUGUAGAGCUGUAGAAGAGACAGCUGUGUUUGGUGGAGGUAUUUUUAAACACAUCAAUGCUGCUCCAAUCCCCUCGCCUCGGCCCUCCUAUUUAUAGCUGGGGCCGGCCAUUGUUCUAUUUCUGUCACCUGUGGGCCACGCUGUUGUUCAUUCACAUGCAAAUGAAGCUUGCACCCUCUCCGGCUCAAGCAUUACUUUCCUGUGAGAGGUGGACGGGUAAACAGUGCACGGCUUAGCUCAUCUCUGACUAGUACACCCCCCACUGGAAGGUUGAAACACAGGCAGGCUCACUCUCAGCGCUCAGACAUUACUGAGAGAGGAACAGAGAGGAGAAGACAGACGAGAGAGAGAGACGACAGAGAGAGAGAGAGAUCAGAGGGAAUAAGAGCAGGGUAGUAGCUCAGUGUCACAACAAGAGAAGACAAUCAGACUGCCAGUCAUCCUCUAACUCUGUCUGAACAGGGACUUCUUGACUGAAGCUCUGUGUUCUAUGGUGCUGUGUAGUCACAGUAUUGUGGGGAAAGCCUCACAGAGGGAGUGUGUGGUGUGGUUAUUGUAUUGCGUUUCAGCACAGCAAGAGAGAGAGAGUUUCCUCAGAGGAAAAGGAGGAGAGCUGUUUCUGUCUCUAGUCUCCGUACGCCGGCGUGGUCGUUCCCCUGAGUGCACUGCUGUGAGAGGGUUGGCUCUUUAGGGACAGGAAGAGCAAGACUUGCGAUGCGACCUGAGCGCUGAGUGGAGUAUGCUACAGACGAUUUACGAGAGCGAGUCAAAUUUCUCCACCACAACAAACAAGCUCGUUGUCCACCGGCGACUCUUGGACCAGCAGAAGAUGCACAACGUUAACUCAGUGGACAUUAAGCCAGAGGUACUUUUGGAUCCCGUGUCUCCGUUGGACCUGCGUACAGACCUGAGGAUGCUGGGACCUGGCUCAGACCCGGGAAUGUGGGAGCGUCAGUUGCAGCAGGAGCUGCUCCUCAUCCAGAAACAGCAACAGGUCCAGAAACAGCUGCUGAUCAGCGAGUUCCAGAAGCAGCAUGAGAAUCUGACCCGCCAGCACCAGGCCCAGCUCCAGGAGCACCUCAAGCUGCAACAGGAGCUGCAGGCCAUGAAGCAGCAGCAGGAGCUGGUGGAGAAGGAGAGGAGGCAGCAGCUGCAGCAGCAGCAGAGCCAGCAGGAGAAGGAGCAGGAGAGACAUCGCAGGGAGCAGCAUGUCCUCUGUCUCAGCCUCAGGGGCAAGGAGCGCACCAGAGAGA
Messenger RNA from Oncorhynchus nerka (sockeye salmon), 1271 nucleotides. Its product is annotated as histone deacetylase 9-B-like. Lineage: Eukaryota; Metazoa; Chordata; Actinopteri; Salmoniformes; Salmonidae. The annotation marks the transcript as partial. The transcript has 3 exons. The record is from RefSeq and is a predicted model, not a curated record.